Prosopis cineraria is the source of this 560-nucleotide messenger RNA. RefSeq names its product acid phosphatase 1-like. Bases 15 to 536 code for a protein of 173 amino acids. The transcript is spliced from 2 exons. The record is from RefSeq and is a predicted model, not a curated record. Lineage: Eukaryota; Viridiplantae; Streptophyta; Magnoliopsida; Fabales; Fabaceae.
GAUGAACUGGAGCAAUGGAAGCUUGGAUGAAGGAAAGCAAGGCACCGGCAAUAGAGGAGACAGUAGGACUGUUCCAUGAAAUAAGGAACAGAGGCAUCCAAAUAUUUCUGGUUUCUUCAAGGAAGGAGACACUUCGACCGGCCACUGUGGACAACCUUAUCAAGGUUGGUUUUCAUGGAUGGACACGUCUCAUCCUAAGGGGGCUUGAGGAGGAAAUAAUGGAAGUGGGGAAGUACAAGUCAAGGGUGAGGCAACGGUUGGUGGAAGAAGAAGGGUAUCGCAUUUGGGGCAUCGUGGGAGAUCAGUGGAGCAGUUUUCAUGGCCGCCCUUCUGCUCACUCCACUUUCAAGCUCCCCAAUUCCAUUUACUAUUUAUCUUAUAUUAUAUUAUAUUAUAUUACUCCCCCCCCCCCCCCAACACUUUCUCCUUUUCUACUUCCGCCCCUUCCUUUCUCACUAGUUAAUUAUAUUACGUACCACACACGCCUCUCUUCCGCUAAAUCUCCUCAACCUUUCUGGCUCUCUUUUGAAUAUUAGGCUCCACAUCAUUGCUUUCUUUCA